GCUCCAGGGGCGAGGAUGGGCUGGAAGGGGACAGCUGGGGAGAUCGGGUUCCUGGGCCGCAACUCAACGACGCUCACCUGCCUCUCGGGGCUCGCUCCCGGCUUCUUCGCGGCAGCCGGCUUCGCACCUCGCGCCUCUCGCGAUAUGAGGACUCUGCGGGAGCGCGGGCAGGGCGGAAGUGGCCUUGGCGAGCUCCCGGGUGUCCGCCGCGUCACUGGCGGAGGCGUGCCCGCUUCCAAGAUGGCGGCGGCAGCGGCGGCGGUGUCAGGCGCUCUCGGCCGGGCGGGCUGGAGGCUCCUGCAGCUGCGGUGCCUGCCCGUGUCCCGUUGCCAGUCAGCCGUGGUGUCACGUGCCUUCCAUGCUUCAGCCGUGCAACUAAAGUCUUCAGAUGAGCAGAAGCAACAACCUCCCCCGUCUUUUUCUCAGCAACAUCCUGAGACACACAGAGCAGAAGAACCCAAGCCAGAGUCCUCUCGUCCACCCCCCAGGUACACAGAUCAGGGUGGUGAGGAGGAGGAGGACCAUGAGAGCGAGGAGCAGCUGCAGCACCGCAUCCUGACCGCAGCCCUGGAGUUCGUGCCUGCCCACGGGUGGACAGCAGAGGCCAUCGCGGAAGGAGCCCAGUCUCUGGGUCUCUCCACUGCAGCAGCCAGCAUGUUUGGGAAUGACGGCAGUGAGCUGGUACUGCAUUUUGUGACCCAGUGCAAUGCUCGGCUCACUCAUGUGCUGGAAGAGGAGCAGAAGCUGGUACAGCUGGGCCAGGCCGAGAAGAGGAAGACAGACCAGUUCCUGAGGGACGCAGUGGAAACCAGACUGAGAAUGCUGAUUCCGUACAUUGAGCACUGGCCCCGGGCCCUCGGCAUCCUCAUGCUCCCGCACAACAUCCCGUCCAGCCUAAGCCUGAUCACCAGUAUGGUGGAUGACAUGUGGCAUUACGCUGGGGACCAGUCCACUGAUUUUAACUGGUAUACCCGCCGAGCUGUGCUGGCUGGCAUCUACAACACGACAGAGCUGGUGAUGAUGCAGGACUCGUCCCCAGACUUCGAGGACACUUGGCGCUUCCUGGAAAACCGGAUUAACGACGCAAUGAACAUGGGCCACACUGCCAAGCAGGUAAAGUCCACUGGAGAGGCACUGGUUCAAGGACUCAUGGGUGCAGCAGUGACGCUCAAGAACCUGACCGGUCUAAACCAGCGCCGGUGAGCGGCAUGGGGUGUGAGCUAGAGUGCCCAGAAGAAGAUCUGCAGAUACAUUGAAAGGGCUUGGAAAGAUACGAAGUGCCGCCCAUGGAACAGGGUGUUAAUGAGAAAACGCUGGAGGACUCCUGAGUCACUACGACAGCCACCUGGAAACCACAGAGCACUUGAUACAGCUGUAGCCUGCGAUCAGGCUACUUCUCCAGUUCUAAAUACCAGGCCAGGCCUCCUGAUGCCUUUCUGCAUUACCACUGUGUGACAAAAAAUGAGGCUCUCAUCCAAGCGUUCAAGCCACAGACACCCGGCAUGUCCCUAUCUAUGGUCUCACAGAUACUUGAUCAUGUCUUAACCUUCCUAGAGUAAUCUCUGGGGCUCCCAAAUCAGAGUCAGGCUGUGAAACCUUUAUAAAGUGGCAGCCCAUCCCCAGCACAGCACAGACUUGUGCACACAGGCGUUCCUUGCACCCCUCCCCUUUCUGGUGUCCUGAGAUGCUGCACCUGGGAACCCCUCAGAAAGCUGCCUCACUUGAGACUGGUGCCUGCUGGACAGUGGUGCCCAGCCUGGCCGGAGGCGUGAACCCAGGCCGUUGUCGCAUUACACCAGCAUGUGUUGUAGGGUUAAGAGUCUGUACAAAUAGUAAUAAAAAUGUUUGAAGCA
Messenger RNA from Felis catus (domestic cat), 1853 nucleotides. RefSeq names its product coenzyme Q9 (gene COQ9). The record is from RefSeq and is a predicted model, not a curated record. The transcript has 9 exons. NCBI's taxonomy places the organism in Eukaryota, Metazoa, Chordata, Mammalia, Carnivora, Felidae. Gene Ontology annotation, molecular function: lipid binding. Bases 16 to 1203 code for a protein of 395 amino acids. Gene Ontology annotation, cellular component: mitochondrial inner membrane. Gene Ontology annotation, biological process: ubiquinone biosynthetic process.